UUUAACGUGCCUCGUGGUUAUCGGAUCUGACGAUAUAAUAUUGUGAAGUUGAUUUUUCGACUGUGUUUAUCUAGCAAAGGCGAUCAAUAAGAUUGAGGUUCAAGGAAUGAUGUCUAAAGAUACAAGGGGUGUUAAUUGAUAUCGUAUUGCAAAUAAAACUUGUGCUACGCGAUAGAAUAUUUUAUAGUCUUAUGGAUAUAGAUAUGUUUUUGAUAUUGACAAAAAUUGGGAAAGAAGGGGCAGAAAAUUAUCGUUUUGCGGCUGUAGAUUAUUUUUUGUCCCACCCAUGGUACAAAGAACGGCCUUUGUAGAUAUUCAGCGAUAUCUUCCUGUCUCGCUUGAACGUUCCUGUUCUUACUGUUUUGUUUCUCUCUCUUGUACGCAUACUCAGCUUGUACACUCUCCUACAAUGUUGCCAGAGUUACGAGGAAAAAUACAGAUGUGAAAGUUCAAAGGAAGAUUAGUCACGUUAGUGACUAUUCUUGAAAAUAAAAAGACAAUGUAAUUGUGCAUACAAGCACUGAAUACUCAGAAUUUUCUUAAAUCCAAUUCAAAAUUUAUAUCCACAUUCUCGAAUCAGCAUACUUUAAACAUUACCUUGAAGGAAGAACAUACUGACAGGAAGCUUUAACAGAAAACUGAAUGUAUUUGUAAAUUAUAUUAGUAAGAUAUACUCUUCUUUUUACAAAGGGAUGAGCGUAAUUAUAUUUAGUGAAAUGAAAGAGAUAUUUUCUGGAGAUCCUUAAUCGCAGGAGAGAACGUCGCAUACAUAUUUUUUGCGCAGAUGUAAGAAAUUGGGAAAAGGAGGCGGCAUAGAAAAGGAAUGCGUAGUUGCUUUGCCUCUGCUUUUACCUAAGGAUCAGCCGCAUAGCCGUAGGUACCCUGGGAAGCGUGGGUAUGGUGGGUAGAGACUCUGUGCAUGCAGUAAAAGAACAUGUAAUGCGAGUCGACUUUGUGAUCGAACCGGCAACGUUGGACGGUCACGAUCCAGGAACGCGCUGCUGUAUAUCACAGCUGUUUAACUUCGAAACGGAGACCAUCCUCUGGUUGCUGAGCCAGCAAUAUGGCAACCUUCCGGUUUUAGUCCUUUCAUUGAACACAUCGAUUUCCCCAACGGGCUUUAAGUUCCAGUAGUGUUCCGUCCAUUCGCGACGCGAUACGAGAUAACUACGAUAGGUGUGUUUUCCAAUGCGAAAAAAUAUCGUGUACGUGACUCUGAGCGCAAAUCUUUUUAUCGUUCCUAUCAGCAUUUGUUUUGGCCCUAUGUAUUGCGCCGUGCUAUGCUGCCAGUGAUAUUAUUGUGUGUGGGUAGAGGGCCAUCUCGUAUCAGGGUUUCAUAAAUACAAACUUAUUUAUAAUAUUUUUGAUUUGACGCUGUACCAAUAGCAUCUUGUGCAAGAUAUGUCUAAAGAGAAUGAUUUAUGUAGAUGAUCAACAAUGUCAAAGGACGCUCUAUACAUCAGUUUAAAAAGAAAUAGAACUAAAGCAGUGAAACGGAAAUUCGAAGAUAUGGACUGUUUAUUCUCUCGUAACCAUCAUGGGAACUUAUUGUCAUAUAAACCACCUGGUCGUAUACCAUCACCUCCUAUCCAACCACCACCUCAUUCAAGGGAUAUAGUUGAUGGCAAUGAUUAUCGCUUUGAAGAAGCAAGAUUACGCAGCUACAGAAAUUGGCCAUUGGAUUAUAUGGAUCCUGUCAAGUUAGCCCAAGCUGGAUUUUACUAUACAGGAGAAGGUGACAAAGUCAAGUGCUUUGAAUGCCACGUUGAAAUAUGUCAGUGGGUAGAAGGAGACAAUCCCAUGGUUGAUCAUCAGAGGUGGUCAGCAAGGUGUAGGUUUAUCCGGAAAAUUCCAUGUGGUAAUGUACCUAUUGGCGUAGAUGCUGCUUCUAUCCCUCCACCUGCACCAAGAAGUCGAGAUGUAUGUGGCCCCUAUGGUAUUGAAUGUCGACUACAAUCGGGUCCAGAUACGUUUCCUGGGCCAUCAGAUCUUAAACUCCCAAGUUCGGCCAAACUAGGUAGUCUUGGUAUAGGGAAAUCAAAGGCACCUGCAUAUCCAGAAUACGUUAGCUACGAUGCAAGGCUAAAAUCGUUUGAUUCAUGGCCUAAAUGCAUGCCACAUAGUAAGGAAGAGUUGGCUAAUGCAGGAUUUUUCUAUACUGGCAAAGGUGAUCAGACAUUGUGUUACCACUGUGGUGGAGGUCUCAAAGAUUGGGAACCUGAAGAUGAUCCAUGGGAACAGCAUGCUAAGUGGUUCUCAAAGUGCUAUUACCUGCUCCUAGUAAAAGGACAGGAUUACAUCAACAAUGUCACAGGACUACAUAUGCCACCUCCAUCGAGAGAGGAGGCAAUGCAGAUGAAUCUUCCAAGUUACAUGAGAAUGCCUGAAGUGACAACGGCAGAAACUGCAAAAGCAUCAGCUCCAACACUAGAAUCAGCAGAAGCAGCAGAAUCUACAGAGGCAUCGACAAAGAGGUUCGCGACCCAAAGUAAUCCAGGUCCAAGCCAAUCCAGCCAAAGUAAUCCUUCCGACAGUGGAUGUAGCAGCUUAGAAUCAGAAGGUAGCAGUCCGAAAGAAGGAGCAGUUUUAAAGGCAUCACAUAACGAAGCCAUUGAUGAUGCGAGAAUGUGCAAAAUAUGUUACAAUGAAGAAUUGGGCGUGGUAUUUCUACCGUGUGGUCAUAUGGUUGCUUGCGUUAAGUGUGCACCUGGCAUGACAUCCUGCGCUGUAUGCCGUAAAUCAGUUGCCAUGGCAGUUCGCGCUUUCGUUUCUUAGUACCCAACAUUCCGUGAUUUCAAGAGGAUUGGAAUUGACCCUAUAUAAAUUGUAACAAUGCAAACACAUGUGCUGUUUUUAUUCUAAGGACAUACGGUUACUUGUCUUAAGUGCGCACCUGGCAGGACAUUACAUGUUAUAUACCAGGAGUGAAUGUUAUGACAGUGCCAGCUUUUCUCUCAUAGUAUUUCAUACUUUAUGGUGUACAGCCGCUUUCAUUGAAGAAAUUGCACUGCAUAUAUUAUAUAUGAGGUGUUCGCUAUCUUAUUGUAAGCUUUUGGCAUAACACCAUGUACAGUCGGUUACAAAAAUGAUUUAAAUAUAAUGCUGAUAUGACAUGACUCAUGUUACAUACAAGUUGGCAGGUACUAAAUGUCAAGAUCUACAUUCACUAGCACUUUCACUGUUACUUUCAAGAGAUUCUUUCCCAUCCAUUGUACAUUCGUCAUACUUGUGAAGCCAAGAUAGUGCCUGCAACUGCACUGCUGUUUGUCCAUCUACAUACUUUCAAAACGUGCUCAGGGCACUUCCCAUUCAAUGUGUAAUAUAAUAAGAAAAAAGAAGGACUAGAAAGGUAAUGAACAAACAAAUAGUAUAACAUGAUGUCUAGUCAUUUGCAGUUUACACAUAAAGUUAGAUGAUAGAAAUUGAGGAGGAAAUACAGAGGAGAAUCAUUUUUGUUGGACUGAAAAUAAUGAAUUCUUUAUUUCCAUGAGCAUGAAGAGAAGAGCUUUUUUAAAAUGUAUCUGGUGUAAGUAUCUUUCGUCAAUAUUUUCUAUUUUUUUUUAAGUAGUUUCUGUGAUUAUUAAAAUAUUUUUUUGUAAAUGGGUGAACAAUAGGUAUAUUACCGGACAAUUACAUAAAAACAAAGAUAAGUUGUUUCCCGUUAUAACCAGUGAAAUUUGAUACUACGAUGUGAAAAUGCGAAAGCAGUGUUAUUUCUGAUUACUGUUUUCGCACGAAUUCGGAACAAUUUUUCAUACGAUCUCAUCAACUAAUAAAUUUUCAUAAUAUAUUUUUAUUUUCUUAACUUUCGUUCAUCUUGAAGGUUGAGUCAUUAUAAUUUUGAUAAAUCGCUCAUAACAAUCAUGACAGUUCUAUUUUAGGGUUAAAUGGUUUAUGUACAUUUACAUUAACUACAUAGUUCGAUAGUCUAGAACUGAAUUGCACUAUAAAACUUGUAAUUAUAUCCGUAAAAUACAUACAUACAUAGAUAUAUAUAGCUAGCAGAAAAACAUUUUAAAUUUAUUUGACGUGGCACAUCGACGUCCAAAUUAAUAUUUCAUUAUCUUCAAAAUAAUUUAUUUGUUCUGGUUUCACAAGAACUGAACUUAAUUUGUUUCAAUAAUAAAUUCAGAAUAUAUCAUUUUCCAGUAAGAUACAGAGCAUAUUCAUAUUUUGAAAAAAUUUUUGUUUUUGAAACUGAAUUCAUUUGCUCAUUCCAAAGAGAACAUAAAAAACUUAAUUAUUCAAGUAGCACAACACAUUGGAAUAAAUUGAAAAAUUUAUUCAGUACAGUAUUAACGUCAAACUAUUGUUUACUUGCUUGAAUAUAUUAUAAAUAUGUACAGAAUGAGGCAAAUAAAGUGAUCCAAGAUAAUACAUUUCGUAUGAAAAACUCUGUACAAAAAUUCUAUCCUGACUCCCUCAGUAUACUAUUUCUUAUAUUUCGAUAUUCUCUUAUAUAAAAUUGUGUUUCGUAUCUGCACGUUUAUAUCACUCAAGCGAUCACAUUGUUUGAACCCUCUGAAUUAUAUGAUUUCUGAAUUUGUUGAAUAAUAUAAACAUAUACACAAUAGUUUUAGAGGGCAAUUAUAAUUUUUGGUUGUUAUUCUAAUUGGGGUAUCGUACUUGCUACAAAUAAUGUUAACAAACGUAUUAUUAAUCCCACCAAUUUUUAUAAACUAAUUAUCAACUUCGCACUCUAAUAGUUACUAUUUAUCAUCUAGUUAUAUUUACUAAAAUUAAACAUUGAGAUAAUGCAAGAAUAUUUUUAAAGGAAAAGCCUAUAAAGUAUGUUUUAGGAUGUAUAAAAAAAGACUAAAUGCGUAUUUCAUUUGAUAGUACCAUAUAUUAAUAGGUUAUAAUAAUUGAGUUCAAAAUUCAUAUACUAUAUCCAUACAUUUUUGUAUGCUGUUUGACUCUCAAACUUAUCGUUCAAUAUUAUAAUUCAACAAUACUUUCCUGUAUGAGCUAAUACCAUGUAAAUCAAAAUGUUAACUGUGAGUUACAUGAGGAUGAUACAAUCACGUCAUCUCUUGUAGGUCCCUAAUAGACUUUUAACAUCACCUAAAAAUUAUAACUAAAUAAUUUACCUUCGCGCGGACUGAUUUUAUUUUAUAAUUCCAUGCACAGUUAUGAAUGAAACGUACGUAUAAUAAUACUGUCAACAAUAUCAUGCACAAGAUUUAUUUUUUCUGUGAAUAUUUUUUAAUAUAAAAUUAAACAUGUCUAAAAUAAAGAAACCUAAAUAAAUUA
Messenger RNA from Cephus cinctus (wheat stem sawfly), 5253 nucleotides. RefSeq names its product death-associated inhibitor of apoptosis 1. The coding region runs from base 1438 to 2775 and encodes 445 amino acids. The transcript is spliced from 4 exons. Gene Ontology annotation, cellular component: cytoplasm; nucleus. Gene Ontology annotation, biological process: regulation of cell cycle; positive regulation of protein ubiquitination; negative regulation of apoptotic process. Gene Ontology annotation, molecular function: cysteine-type endopeptidase inhibitor activity involved in apoptotic process; ubiquitin protein ligase activity. The record is from RefSeq and is a predicted model, not a curated record. NCBI's taxonomy places the organism in Eukaryota, Metazoa, Arthropoda, Insecta, Hymenoptera, Cephidae.